Messenger RNA from Octopus bimaculoides (California two-spot octopus), 3574 nucleotides. RefSeq lists its product as uncharacterized. The record is from RefSeq and is a predicted model, not a curated record. Gene Ontology annotation, molecular function: DNA-binding transcription factor activity, RNA polymerase II-specific; RNA polymerase II cis-regulatory region sequence-specific DNA binding. NCBI's taxonomy places the organism in Eukaryota, Metazoa, Mollusca, Cephalopoda, Octopoda, Octopodidae. Gene Ontology annotation, biological process: regulation of transcription by RNA polymerase II.
UGCGCAUGUGCAACAGGAAUCGAUUCACGCCUCCGCCUUCAACUGGAAAUGGAAUUACUUUUCAAAACAAUCAGUUUCAUUUCGAAAGAGAUCAUAAUUUACUGACGGAAAAGCACCUAUAUUUAUCCAGUGGUAACCAUAUAUAUGACUACCAUCUCUGACUCCUUAAUAAUCACUGUAAUUCAUACGAGAAAUAUCAGAUGACAUUGGCAUAAAGAUAUAUCAUGUUUUACAAAGUUUAGGAAAUUGUUACACAAAAUGGAUAUAAUUUGUGAUAGAAUUGGUGUGACUUGAGACCAUUAGCAAAAUUUCUUUGCUUCACUGCCUGGAAUAUCCUCAAGAGUUGGUUGCAUUCCAUUUAAACUUGGACAUAUUUACAAAAGAGGCUGCAGUAUCUUUAAACAUCAACAAAGAUCACGUUUUAUGGAAAUGUAGAAAUACUUCAAACGCCACAAGACCAAGAGACGAAGUUGACAGAGAAGAAGAAUAAUGGAAAAUGAAUUCUGUGAGAAACCAAUUGAAAUCAAAACAGAAUCAGACAGCGCUGGUUUUCCAGAUGAGAUGCAGAAUGAGACAGAAGAAAUGUCAUAUUCCUGUGAUGUCUAUAAAAAGUCGAUCUCUCAAAAACAUCACCUAACUCAUCACAAACGUAUUCAUACAGGAGAAAAACCAUACCACUGUGAUGUCUGUGGUAAAUCGUUUCCGAGAAGAGAUUAUUUAAAGGUACACAAAAAUAUACACACUGGAGAGAAACCAUACCACUGUGAUAUCUGUGGAAAAUCAUUUUCCAACAGUGGUGACUUAAAUACUCACAAACGUAUUCAUACAGGAGAGAAGCCAUAUCACUGUGAUGUCUGUGGUAAAUCAUUCUCUCAAAAUGGUAACUUUAAUGCUCACAAGCGCAUUCAUACAGGAGAGAAACCAUAUCACUGUAACGUCUGUGGUAAAUCGUUUUGUAAAGGUAGUAACUUAAAUAAUCACAAGCGUAUUCAUUCAGGAGAGAAACCAUAUCGGUGUGAUAUCUGUGGUAAGUCAUUCUCUAUGAGUUGUACUUUAAAUAAACACAAACGUAUUCAUACAGGAGAAAAACCAUACCACUGUGAUAUUUGUGGUAAAUCAUUCUCUAGAAGUGGUAACUUCAAUUCUCACAAACGUAUUCAUUCAGGAGAGAGACCAUAUUAUUGUGAUAGCUGUGGUAAAUCUUUCUCUCGAAUUGGUAACUUAAAUGCUCACAAACGUAUUCAUACAGGUGACAGAGCAUAUGAAUGUAGUAUCUGUGGUAAAUCAUUCACUGAAAGUGGUAAUUUAAAUGCCCACGUACGUACCCAUACAGGAGAGAAACCAUUCCAUUGUGAUAUCUGUGGUAAAUCAUUCUCUGAAAGUGGUAGUGUAAACACCCACAAACGUACACAUACAGGAGAGAAACCACAUCACUGCGAUAUCUGUGGUAAAUCAUUCUCUGAAAGUGGUAACUUAAAUACCCACAAACGUACUCAUACAGGAGAGAAACCAUAUCACUGUGAUGUUUGUGGUAAAUCAUUCUCUCAAAUUACUAGCGUUAAUACUCACAAAUGUAUUUGUACGCGAGAUAAACCAUACCACUGUGAUAUCUGUGAUAAAUCCUUUUUUACGAGUGGUAACUUGAAUUCUCACAAACAUACACAUACAGAAGAGAAACGAUAUCACUGUGAUAUCUGUGGUAAAUCUUACUCUCACAGUAGUAAAGUAAAUAUACACAAGCGUACUCAUACAGGAGAGAAACCUUACAAGUGUGAUAUCUGUGGUAAAUCAUUUGCUCAAAGUGGUAACUUUAAUGCUCACAAACGUAUUCAUACAGGAGAAAAACCAUAUCACUGUGAUAGCUGUGGUAAACCAUUCUCUAAAAAGAGUUACCUAACUACACACCAGCAUAUUUGUACAAGAAAGACAUCAUUUCACUGAGAUAUCUGUGGUAAAGUAUUUUUUAAAAGUGGUACCUUGAAUACUCAUGAAUACUUUCUCACAGGACAUAAGUAAUACUAUUGGGAUAUCUGUGGUAUGCCAUUUCCUACAAAGGAUAACUCAGAUUCUCACAAAUGUAUUCAUUCAGGACAGAAAGUGUAUGAGUGUGGCAUCUAUAAUAAACCAUUUUCUAAAAGGGUUACCUUAAAUACUUGUGAACAUAUUCAUACAGGAAAGAAACCAUACGACUGUGAUUUGUGGUAAAUCAUUUUUCAGUUCCAAGUAAGCUAGGGGCACACAUAUUCAUACAGGAGAAAAGCCAUAUGGGUCUAUAGCUGUGGCAAAUCAUUCAACAUGUUCACUUCAAGAAGCAAUUACAGAUUCAUAUAAGAGAAAAACCAUAUCAUUGCAAUAUCCAUGGUAAAUCUUGCUCUCAAAGUAGUGAAUUAAUUAAAUAUGAAUAUGUUGAUAUAGAAGGAAAACCAUUUCACAGUGAUAUCUGUGACAAAUCCUAUUCUGAAAGAAGUCAUUUAAUACUCAUAAAUGAUUUGAUACAGGAGAGACACUAUUUCACUGUAAUAUCUGUGGCAAAUUGUUUUCUAGAGGUGGUACCUAAACUAAGCAUAAACAUAUUUAUACAGGUGAGAAGCCAUUUCAAUGUGAAAUUUUUGGGAGCUCAUUCUCUCAUUUAAGUGCUUUUAACAAUCACAGAUAUGCUUGUGGAGCAGAGAGACUGUUUCUCUUCAAUAUCAUCAUUACAUCAUCUUGUCAACAAUAUUUUAUUGUGUUGAUUUGAAUAUAAUUCAUACUCUCAUUUGUUUAUCACAUUAACAAUAGAUUCUGAAAUGAAGGAACUGUUGGUGGUGUGUUUGUGAGGGAGAGAAAGAAAGAUGGUUGGUAGCAGGAAGUAAGAUAUACAAAGCUAGUCAAAAGAAUAAACUACUACUUGAUUUUGAUCUGCUGGUAUAUUUCUGUGCAUUUGACAAGGACAUACUUCUGUAUACUUCUAAAACUGUACCUAUAUUGUUUAUUAUAACAUUUAUUUCUUUUUAAGUUUAUAUAAUUUUCUGUUAUGCUCAGUCACUUUUUAAUCCCUAAGUGUACUGUUAUUUUAGAAAGCAGUUACCCAAUCAAUGUUAAAUGUUCAUUUGAUGAGUUGGUAAUCAAAAAUUCUUAGAAACGAUUGCUUUAUUGUGGAUACUCAUGACUGUCUAACAAACAGUUACGUGUAACUCUGAAUAACAGUACUAGGACAAAAUCCCCCAGCAGUCAAUUUCCCCUGGGAUAUUAGUGGUAUUUCAUCUGUCUUUAAGUUCUGAGUUCAAAUUCCACCGAGGUUGACUUUGCCUUUCAUUCUUUCGGAGUUGAUAAAUUAAGUACCAGUUGCAUACUGGAGUUGAUUUAAUCGACUGGCCCCCUCCCCCAAAAUUUUGGGCUUUGUGUCUCGAGUAGAAAAGAUUAUUCUUUCUUUACAAUAAAAAUAUUUUAGGAAAGUGAAAUUUUAUUUUAAAAAAUUUUAAAUAUUUAUUACUUGAUAUUUUUGUUUAAAAUUUGUCCGGUGGGAUUUUGUCCUGAUACCCCAAAUAACAGCUUGUGAAAUUUUUCUGCUUCAAUAAAACAGUAUUACACUCUA